This is a messenger RNA of Acanthoscelides obtectus, 3935 nucleotides long. Lineage: Eukaryota; Metazoa; Arthropoda; Insecta; Coleoptera; Chrysomelidae. The record is from the annotation of a GenBank genome assembly.
GUUCGAAAUUGGCUUACGAACAAAGCUACGUGAUACCACGCCUCUUUUUCUAGUUGACAAUUACCUAUAUCGAGUCGAAACUCGUAUCAACUAACCUAAAAAGAUGUUCCUGUCAAAGUCAAAUGUCAAAAUAACAGUGUCAAAUAGUCCAAUGUGUUUUUGCCAGUUUUUCAUUUUCGGGUGAUUUUCAUCAGUGUACAUGGUGUAUGUGUGUUCUUGUAGAGUUUUGGUUUAGAUUUUGACCAUUAUUUACAAUUUUCAAGUGCGUAUAGGGAGGAGGAAGGCAUACGAUGGCAGGCGGCUUUACGGAAACAGCUUUUAUAAAAAAACUAAAUGAGUUAAACAAUUCUUCCCAGAGUAUACAAACUCUUUCACUGUGGCUGAUACAUCACAGAAAGCAUUACAGCACUGUGGCAAAGCUAUGGAUGAGAGAACUAAUAAAAGCAAAAGAUAGCAAGAAACUGACCUUUAUGUACCUAGCUAAUGAUGUAAUUCAGAACAGUAGGAAGAAGGGCCCAGAAUAUGGGAAGGAGUUUGGAUUACAUCUAAAGAAAGCUUUUGAGCACAUGUCUAAAGGUGAUGAGAAAACAAAAAAUAGUUUGGAUAGGCUGCUCAAUAUUUGGGAAGAACGAGGAAUCUAUGACAGUGUACUGAUAAGUGAAUUCAAAAGAGCUUUAGUCAUUGGUUAUGGACCACCAGCCAAGCGAAUAAAGAAAAGCCCAACUAGAGAGAGAAAGAAGUCUGAAAAUGAGAAGGUAAUUGAACAUUCUGAUGGAACUAUUGAGACACAUGUUCACCUCAGUCCUCAUACACCAGCAGGAGAUCCCCCUGAGCCUGAAGAGUUGAUCAAAGCUAUUCAAGACAUGGAACUGAAUAUUGCUUCAUCAGAUGAGAUUGUACGAGAGAGAAUCGCCAAGCUACCUCGGGAGGUGUCUGAGGUCUCAUUGAUCUCAAAAAUAGAAGAUAAAGAGACUGCUGAAAAGCUGAGUAUACAAGUGAUGGAAGCUGUUCAUUUGCUGAGUCAGUACAACAUGAGGCUGUCAGCUGAAAUGGAACAUCGUAAAAAAUUGGCUGUGAUGAUGCAGGAUUUUCUGCAUGUCCAGGAAGAACUGUUAGCUCAAGCUGAAAGAAACUUAGAGGAAUACCAAGAAAAAUUACUGAAGGUGUUCAGUGUGAGGACGGAACUUCACAACCAUAUUAGGAACCUACCUGACUUGACACAACUCCCAAAUGUCACAGAUGGUCUGGCACCACUACCUUCGGCUGAACAUUUGUUCAUGCAGUAAGGGAAGAAGUUAUUUUAUCUAAUAUGUCAUAAAUGUUUUUAUGAUUUCCUCUGCGAGAAUAAUUUGGUUCAUUAAGUACUUUCAGCUGAACAUUUUGAGAGCUUCGUAUUAAAAGAUGCUGAUAUAUCAUUGGAGAAUAAUGAUAUCACUACCAUAAGAUUUACCACGCUUUCUUUUAUUUGUUGUGAAAAAACUACUUCAUUUAGUGAAUCAAAGAAUGCUACUAGUAAUAUCUUAAUUUCCCAAACAUUUUUAUACACCAUUUUUUGACACAAAGCUCUGAGUUUGUUCAUAUAGUGAGAGUUAAUUUUAUAUAUCAUGUUGUGAAUGUAUUAAUUCUUUUUUUUUUGUUGGAAAUGUUUAAGUUCAUUGGUUGAUAUAUAUUUAUAAUAUCUCAUGUAUUAUGACAAAAACUUUUUUCAUGUACUGUCCAAUAAAAAGACAGUUUAAUAUCUCCCACCAGAAGAUACCCCACAAAGUUGAAAGCGGUACCUGCACGAAAAUAAGCAUACUAUCCUGGCACCACCAAUUUAUGCAUACAUCUAUACACUGACAACCAAAUUUGUCUGACGGCUAGAGUUCAUCGUGUAUGAGAGAGAAGUGUGUAUAGACACAUAUGGAUAGCGAAGCUCAUCACCGCGUUGCCUAGCAACGCUAACGCGGCAAUCUGCCGUGUUGCUAAUAAGUUACACCAGCUCCUUCUUUACGCUCAAAUAAUGGUUUUAUUUUGAGCAUACUCAUUUAUGAAUUCUGCAACAUUGCAUCAGUGCUACGUUUGAUAACACCGCAUCUUGUACAUUCCAAGGUAAGGUUUCCACUUCUAUGCUCAUAGUUGAACGAUUUUGGACAAUACCCAUCUAGCGCUAUUGAGGAGUGUCGUCCUGAUUAAAAAUAGUUUUCAUCUGCAUACACUUAGGGAGUGAUAAUUUGUUUUGCGUAAUAGUAAUUGUUACAUUUUCCGACUGCUCGCUGUCGCAAAGUGUAACACUAACUCAGGAUGUGUUGAUUUUAUCACCAUCGGUGGAAAUAAAAGAUUAUACUAAAAUAAAACACUAAGUCGCAUCAAAAUUAAAAUAAUUAAUUCUGAUCAAAAUGAGAACAAAAUAUUAAAUUUAAUGUUAGAACAGACCUCCUUAUUAAGUUUGACAGUAACGUAACCUAUUGUAGCAGCGUGUGCGAACAUUUUCUGGUGUAACAAAUUGGCGACGCGGCAAAUUGCACAACCUUCUGGGUCACCGUUGCUAGGCAAUGUGGUGAUGACCUUCGCUCUUCGGACGGCGUUCUAACAUGUGUUGAUACACACUUCUCGCGCUUCUCUUUUUUGGACACAUUGAACUCAAGCUGCAGGUCAAAUUUGGUUCGCAGUGUAUACCUUCUGACCACCUUCUUGUUACCUCUUGGACUGUUGCCCUAUAUUAUAUUACGGGAUUUCCUUUCCCUAGAUGAGAAAUUCUGGGAAUAUGAAAUCUAAUUCAAAUGAGGUUGAGGGAUGGUGCUUCCUUGGGCGUUUGAUUGUACAAUUUUCUUUAAAAGAAACAUUGAGUCUGUUUUCUAAGGGAAAUAAUGCUACUCUGCUUGGCAACAAGGCAGUUGCAAGUGAACAUCCAAAUACCAUGGCUGGAAAUCUUGGUGGAGAACUCACAUUAAUGUUAUUGUAUUAUAAACCACUUUGCUGUUUAUAUGUAAAACUCGUGUCAGCAUUAUCCAAAAUUCGAGGACUGAUUUGUUUCAAUGACCCAGACUAUUUAUCGUGGCAUUCAUGUGACAAUAUCAGGAAUGGUUGUCCGAUUAUAUAAAAUUAUUACGCACUGUCUUGUCUUGUAUAUGCAGGGUGUCUCAGGAAAACACGGAAGUAUUUAUAUCUUUGUAGUGUAUUAAGUUAUUGACUUUUGUACAUUUAGUACUGACAUAGCAAUACAUACAAAAAUAUUAUUGUGUCUGAGAUUGUACCAGUAGCGUAGAAAUUAAGUGUUUUUGACUUUUUUGGAACACCCAUUACAUGUUUAGUAAGGUGUUCAGUUUUACAUGAAUCGCCUCUCGAGAAAUGUCGGAAUACUUACUGUUUUUAGAAUUUGAAUGUUUGUGGUAAAGUCGGUAAAAAAACUUCAGACUCAGCUUUGGAAAUACUCCAAAGUUGGUGAAGUUUCACCAAACUUCACAACCACGGAUAUACAGAAUUGUGUCUAGUGUCUUAGGAGAUUCACUGAAGGGUAUCUUGGUAAUGGGACAUUUUAGGAUCUAUGUUUAUAGCAACUUUUUAUGUUAUUUUUGGAUGUAAUGUCUUAGAAAUAUUGUCAUGAUUUUCUGAAACACCAUGUAUAUAGACACCUAUUAUUUUAUCGCAAGUGUAAUCAUCUACAGUAUGUUAUUAUAUAUCUUACACUGGCGCCUCAUAGGUUGUAUAAAUGACAACACUGGUUUGGUAUUGCCUGCCUGGUCAGGCAACUUUCAUUAUGAAAAUUCAGCUGUGUAAUCGUUGAGGUAACAUACAUACUUUUGGAUUGUAGAUAAUGUGUGUGUGUGACUAAGUCCAAUUAAAAGAGCACAUAGCUGACUGCAUGCUGAUUUUAUUGUUCUUCUGUAGAUAGUCCUUUAGGUAAUAAUUGCAAUGUUAAGUGAGAGUACCUUCUAAAUAAAGUUAUCAUUGUG